ACGCCUUUGAGCUCGAAAAUGUUAGCCUGUGUUGUUAAAUCUGGACGCAACGGAGAAUUUUGCGAGAAGGAAAUAAUACAGUUACAGCUCUGAAAAAGACUAAUACGAGUGAUACCUUUUUACAUCUGUUUCGUUACUUUCGUGUCCUAAAAUAAGUUUGUGUAUUGGGUAUACCCAAAAAGAAAGUUAGCUCGAUUUUUCUCGGAGUGAUGUCGAAUCCUGGGACUCGAAGGAACGGGUCCAGCAUUAAAAUCAGACUGACAGUGUUAUGUGCCAAGAAUCUAGCAAAGAAAGACUUCUUCCGCUCAUGUGUUUCUGUCACAGGGUUACCUGACCCUUUCGCCAAAGUCGUUGUCGAUGGCUCAGGUCAAUGCCACUCCACAGACACAGUCAAGAGCACACUGGACCCCAAGUGGAACCAGCAUUAUGACCUGUACAUUGGGAAGACGGACUCGAUCACCAUCAGUGUGUGGAACCACAAGAAGAUCCACAAGAAACAGGGCGCCGGCUUCCUGGGCUGUGUGAGGCUGCUGUCCAACGCUAUCAGCAGACUCAAAGACACUGGCUACCAGCGUUUGGACCUAUGCAAACUCAACCCCUCAGACAGCGAUGCAGUGCGUGGACAAAUAGUUGUGAGCUUGCAGACCAGAGACCGGAUUGGCAGUGGGGGGCCAGUGGUGGACUGCAGAGGACUGUUAGAAAAUGAAGGCACGGUGUUCGAGGACUCGGGCCCAGGGAGGCCGGGCAGCUGCUUCAUGGAGGAGCCGCUGCCCUACACGGACCCCACCGGGGCAGCCGGCGGGGGCAACUGCCGCGCCCUGGAGUCGCCCAACCAGGAGCAGCGGCUCCAAGCACAACGCGCCCGCAACCAGGACUCCCGGGGCCACGCGCACACUCCCCAGAACCGGCCGCACGGCCACCAGACGCCCGAACUGCCUGAGGGUUACGAGCAGAGGACCACAGUGCAGGGCCAGGUCUACUUCCUGCACACACAGACCGGCGUGAGCACCUGGCAUGACCCCAGGAUACCACGGGACCUGAACAGUGUGAGUUGUGAGGACCUGGGCCCCCUGCCCCCGGGCUGGGAGGUCAGGAGCACGGUGUCAGGAAGGAUUUAUUUUGUGGACCACAAUAACCGAACGACACAGUUCACCGACCCCCGGUUACAUCACAUCAUGAGCAGCCAGCAGUCUCAGGUGAAGGAGUCGACGCAGGCGCUGCCGGUGCAGAUGGAGGUGCCGGUGGAGGAGGGUGGCGAGGGCGGGGGCGAGCUGCCGGCGCGCUACGAGAGGGACCUGGUGCAGAAGCUCAAGCUGCUGCGCCACGAGCUCUCCCUGCAGCAGCCGCAGGCCGGACACUGCCGCAUCGAGGUGUCCCGCGAGGAGAUCUUCGAGGAGUCCUACAGACAGAUCAUGAAGAUGAGGCCAAAAGACCUGAAGAAACGACUGAUGGUGAAGUUCCGCGGGGAGGAAGGCCUGGACUACGGGGGAGUGGCCAGGGAAUGGCUGUAUCUCCUUUGCCACGAAAUGUUAAAUCCGUACUACGGGCUGUUUCAGUAUUCGACAGACAACAUCUACACCCUGCAGAUCAAUCCCGACUCGUCCAUCAACCCUGACCACUUGUCUUACUUCCAUUUUGUGGGGCGGAUCAUGGGCUUGGCCGUGUUCCACGGUCACUACAUCAACGGCGGCUUCACACUGCCCUUCUAUAAGCAGCUGCUAGGGAAGCCCAUUCAGCUGAGUGACCUGGAGACGGUAGACCCCGAGCUGCACAAAAGCCUCGUCUGGAUCCUGGAAAAUGAUAUCACGUCUGUUCUGGACCACACAUUUUGUGUAGAGCACAACGCCUUUGGCAAGUUCCUCCAGCACGAACUCAAACCCAACGGCAGGAACAUCGCCGUCACUGAGGAGAACAAGAAAGAAUACGUGAGGCUCUAUGUAAACUGGCGGUUCAUGAGGGGUAUCGAGGCCCAGUUCCUGGCCUUGCAAAAGGGGUUCAACGAGCUCAUCCCUCAGCAUCUACUCAAGCCAUUCGACCACAAGGAGCUGGAGCUGAUCAUCGGCGGCCUGGGAAAGAUCGACCUGAGCGACUGGAAGGCGAACACGCGGCUCAAGCACUGCGUGGCCGACAGCAACAUUGUGAAGUGGUUCUGGCAGGCGGUGGAGUCGUUCGAUGAGGAGCGGAGGGGCAGGCUCCUCCAGUUUGUCACCGGCUCCACGCGUGUCCCACUGCAAGGCUUCAAAGCACUGCAAGGCUCUACAGGUUCUGCAGGCCCAAGACUUUUCACUAUCCACUUGAUUGAUGCCAACACGGACAACCUGCCUAAAGCCCAUACAUGCUUCAACCGCAUCGAUAUCCCGCCUUACGAGUCAUAUGAGAAGCUCUAUGAGAAGCUCCUGACUGCCGUAGAAGAGACCUGUGGUUUUGCUGUUGAGUGAACGAACCCUCUCCCCCCAAGUCCUUCCUACCCCCACUUCCACUGCACAGUGACCAGCGGUGACUAACCUACUUAACAGCCACGCUCCCUUAAAGCACCCUAAACUCCCCUCUCCCAACCCGCUAACCCUCCCCCCAAAUUCCCCCCAAUGCCCCUACGGUGGACAAAACUGAUGGCUCCCCCCUCUCGGGUGAGCGAUACCCCUGGCCAGCAUCACCCACAGCCUAACAGGAGGGAUGCCACUACCAAGGGGCCUGGAACUCCGCUCCUGUGGGGCCCAGUUUUAGGAGUGUUUAUUCUGUUGUGUGAUGUUUGGGAGUUAUUAUUUUUUCUUUCCCACAUUUAACAUAACAAGUUUCACACCAAUGGAAAAAGAACAACAAAAAUCCGAUCCAUGUUUUUGUUAUUUUUAAUUUUUCGUUUCGUUCGUUUUUGGAAAAAUGAAAAAAAAAAAAAAAAAAAAAAAAAACGGAGGAAAAGCUUGUGAUGUCUUCGUCACUGAAGCGGUGGGUUUGGUAGUCUGAUUUUCAUUGCAAGUCGGUCGGCGAACUUGUGCUGCUUUUAGCUGCCAUGACCAGCUACUCGCUGAACCCUGGUCCACAUGAAGUAGAGGUCAAGUUUUAGUCAGCAUUAGGUUAAGUGUUUUAACACCACAGCCUUGGACAACAAAACAAAUCUACCUAUUGCAGUUACGUCUUGAAGGAGGAGGCCAAGGCCAGGUCAAUGACUGACUAUUUGCUACAUAAUCACAUCAACACAGAGGUAUAUGAUGUCUACAGGAGCAUAGGUUAAAAUGUUUUGUUUUUGUUUUUUAAUUUUGCAUCCUCUUCAGCAGGGUGGCAUUUUGCUUUUCUGUGGUAUCUCCAAUACUGUAUUUUAUAAUCAGUCAUUUUACUUUUUAAUGGCUUGUUGCAGGAUUUUUCCCCCUUUGAAAUGAUUGACGACAUAAAAGCCCCUAAUAAUGGGUCUCACUUUCUUUGAGACCGGAUGAUUUGACAGUUACUGCUCCUGUGAACAUUGCCUAUCAGACGAAGCACAUCAUUGAAAGAAGAGGUGCCAGUCAUGUGAAAUCAGGAGAGUGGGAAGACGGUUGGCAGCGUUACUCUGCAGAGCGUCUAUGAUUUCCUGACUUCUCUUGCAGUCACUGAGAAAUAACUUCAGUAUUUUCUUUUUACACAGAGUAUUCCUUCCUUUUUCUCGAAGUCUGUUUAUGAAUACUCUUUUUUUUUUUUCAGUCCCUAAUUUUAACCAUACUUUAAUCACAAAAGAUGUCUGUUGUGUGUGAGUAUCUUUCUUUUACAUCACUGUAUGAUCAAUGUAUGAUGUCCAUUAACAUCUCCAACCUCAAAUGGUCCUGAGUUCCAUCGUCAUAGCAGUGGAGUGAAUGAAACACACCUCAUUCAAGUGUCAUUAAUAUCAUUUGAAAGACAAAUUUUGUUCCUCAGUUAUUCAUUUCUUAAGAUGUUCAUGUUACUGCCAUGGUUGUCAAGCAUUUACUGUUGUGACAUCUGGUUCGCAAAAAGUGUACUCAAUUGAAUAGUUUUUUUUUAUUAUUAUUAUUAUUAUUAUUAUUAUUAUUAUUAUUAUUAUUUAUGUGUAUCUGAAUAUCACAGAUCCACGGUGCGACGAAUGAACAUAUACUUUCCAUAACUGCAUCUUAAACCACUGUCAGAAGUAACAUAAGCUUGGCUGUAGCACUUUUCACCGGCACAUACAGUUUUUCCUUUUAUAUUCCUUUCUGCAGACAGGAAUUCUAUGUCUGUUUCUGCUCACGUUGUAAAGAAAGGUCUAGGAUUUCAUCAUAUAGUGCUUGUCGUGCAUGGCACCAUGUUCUCCAUAAAUUUGAGUCACAGAGAAAAUAUGAAUGAGCCAGCUUAAUAGUUUUAAGUGUUCUGCAACAACACAACCACUUGACCUUUUUUUUUUUUUUUUUUUUUUUACUAAUUAUUUAUUACUAUGUAAUGUAAUUUUAAGUAUUGCUGCUAUUAUCAAUAUUCCCUACCUUUCAGAAAAGGCUGAUUACUUGUGAAAGCUGUACACUAAUCUACAUUGUUUUUUAUGUAUGAAUCGAAAAAGUAUUUAAAAAGCUGCUGCUGAUGAGUCUUAGUGAGGUCGGUAGGGUUAGAAGACCUUUACUUCCAAGACCUGAAUCUGGAGCAGCAAUUUAGACUGGACCCCGGAGGUCAUUCUCAUGUUUAUGAUAAAUGCAAUAAAAGCAACACCAACACAAUUA
Alosa sapidissima (American shad) is the source of this 4670-nucleotide messenger RNA. RefSeq names its product SMAD specific E3 ubiquitin protein ligase 1 (gene smurf1). Gene Ontology annotation, biological process: ubiquitin-dependent protein catabolic process; negative regulation of BMP signaling pathway. NCBI's taxonomy places the organism in Eukaryota, Metazoa, Chordata, Actinopteri, Clupeiformes, Clupeidae. Bases 210 to 2438 code for a protein of 742 amino acids. The transcript is spliced from 18 exons. Gene Ontology annotation, molecular function: ubiquitin protein ligase activity; protein binding. The record is from RefSeq and is a predicted model, not a curated record.